Molecule: messenger RNA, 1671 nt
Organism: Syngnathoides biaculeatus (alligator pipefish)
Lineage: Eukaryota; Metazoa; Chordata; Actinopteri; Syngnathiformes; Syngnathidae
Gene: snx15
Product: sorting nexin 15
Exons: 6
Coding region: 266-1426 (386 amino acids)
Molecular function (GO): phosphatidylinositol binding
Source: RefSeq, a predicted model, not a curated record
CCGAGCAAACAUGAAAAAAACAACAACUCAGAUACAAAUAAAUAUGAUAAAAACAAAUAAAUACAUACGCAAAAAAAAUCUGCAUAAAAGUCAAUAACAGCAAGUUAUCCAUUAAUAAAUUGUCGUUUCCGUUUUUGGUCACGUCAUUACGCAAACGCCCACGUACGUACGCCCAACCCGGAAGUGAGUUAGGAGGCGGCGGCGCUCUCGCGUUCUCUCGUCCGGACGCGUUGCGUUUGUUAUUUUUUUCUCGCCUGGAACGGACAUGUCACGGAAAGCAAAAGAAGAAUAUUACCGCUUCUUUAGCGUCACUGACAUACGUGCGCACGAGAAAGGACACACCGAGUACAAAGUGACGGCGAGGUUUGUGUCCAAGCGUUGCCCGGAGGAUGUGAAGGAGGUGGUGGUGUGGAGGAGGUACUCUGAGCUGAAGAAGCUCCACGGCGAGCUGGCCUUCACCCACAGGAACCUGUUCCGCAAACAGGAGGAGUUCCCGCCGUUCCCGCGGGCGCAAGUCUUCGGUACGACGGGCGGACGCGUCGUCGGCGCGUUCCCUCGCCUCCCGGCCGUCUCAACUCGUCUCUUUUCAGGGAGGUUCGACGAGGCCGUGAUCGAGGAGAGGAGGAAAGCUGCGGAGGCCAUGCUGGUCUUCUCGACGACCAUACCUGCGCUCUACAACAGCCCGCAGCUCAACGACUUCUUCAGGGGCGGAGACGUGACGAGGCCUCUGGAUCCCUCCCCCGACCCCUCCGCCGGGAUCCUGCCCCCUCCUCUCAUCCCCCUGCCCAAGCGGAGAGCCUCGGACUGCGAGCCCGCGGAGGAGGAGGCGGGCAGGGAGGCGCCCACUUUGCCCCAGGACCUGGGCACCGACCUGGCCAUUGACGUGGGGGAGCCCGAAAUGGCGGCAGAGGCCUACGGCGAGAUGGCUGGGGAGGAAGGCGGCGCGGACGCCGCGCCGGACGACGGAGUCACGUCUCCGUCCAGAACGUACCCGUCCCGAGAUUCUCAGGAGGAGUUCGGGGCACUCGUCGCCGCCGUGCCGGAAGGCUGCCGCGCCUCGCCGCCGAAGGAGGACGCUCGGCCUUCGCUCUCCGACGGCGACCUGGCCGUCUUUGACCCCUGCUAUAAGCGAGACGGAUUCGAAUCAUGCGGCGGCCAUUCCGAGUUGUUGUCGUUGCCCGCGAGCAGCCCGGAGAACGAGGCGCCGUACUUGAGGCGGGCGGCCGACGAGCUGACGUCCGCCGCGGCGAGGGAGGCGGCGGGAGAAGUGAGCGCCGCCAUUUGCGGGUACCGGACGGCGGUUGAUGUACUCAUCACUGGAGUGAAGGACGAUCCGGAUCCGGCACGAAAGGAGACCGUCAAGCGAAGGAUUGCGCAGUAUCUGGAACACGCGGAGAGGCUGCUGGGCGGGGUGCAGAUCGCCUGACCAUGCGGAACAUAAACUGUAAAAAUAAUAAUGCUAAUAAUUCAAAAUCCUCAGAACUGACCUUUUUUAAAAACAUAUUUAUGGUGGUGACUGGGUGGUUUGGACCAAAACACUCACAAAUACAUGAUAAACGCUCCACACUGCGCACACCACAGACUGUUGAUAGCAUCUUUAAUUCACCCCAAAAAAUACAUCAAUGAUAAACUCUCUUUUGCACAGUUUUCUUAAUAAAUAGUUUUGAUUGA